Molecule: messenger RNA, 459 nt
Organism: Adineta ricciae
Lineage: Eukaryota; Metazoa; Rotifera; Eurotatoria; Adinetida; Adinetidae
Source: the annotation of a GenBank genome assembly
AUGACUAAUACAAACAAUCUCUCGACAAAUAAAAGUUAUAUCUGUGCUAAUUGCAACCAAAUUAUUAAUGAUCGCUAUAUGCUGCAAGCAUUGGAUAAGAUGUGGCAUGAAGACUGUUUGAAAUGUGCUUGUUGCGAUUGUCGUCUUGGCGAAACGGGCUCGACAUUAUAUCUCAAAGCAAAUUUGAUACUUUGUAAACGCGAUUAUCUACGAUUGUUUGGGAUGACUGGUCAUUGUGCGAGUUGUCAACGACUAAUUCCGGCAUUUGAUUUAGUAAUGCGCUGUGGUGAACUUGUUUAUCAUCUGAAUUGCUUUUCGUGUUAUGAAUGUCAACAAAAAUUUUGUGUUGGUGAUCGAUAUUUCUUAUAUAAUAAUCAAAUUUUAUGUGAAGAUGAUCAUGAACGAACACGAAAAAGUCAUUUAUCUUCUUCUACGGACGCGUCACUUUAUUCCAAAUAG